Messenger RNA from Chelonia mydas (Green sea turtle), 2424 nucleotides. It is a transcript of the gene SMPDL3B, whose product is annotated as sphingomyelin phosphodiesterase acid like 3B. NCBI's taxonomy places the organism in Eukaryota, Metazoa, Chordata, Testudines, Cheloniidae. The record is from RefSeq and is a predicted model, not a curated record. Gene Ontology annotation, biological process: sphingomyelin catabolic process. The coding region runs from base 218 to 1339 and encodes 373 amino acids. Gene Ontology annotation, molecular function: sphingomyelin phosphodiesterase activity. The transcript is spliced from 8 exons.
UGCAUGGACUCCCAGCAGCAGCAGUGCCCAGACUGGAUUGCAAGUGACCUGCCAUUGGCUGAGAACGUCUUUCUUGAGGCAAGCUGAAGGUGCUCCCACUUCGCACAUUGCCACAGAGUCAGGUGAGGUAACAACGUCCUGGGAUUGGUUCUCUUCUCUGCAGCGAAGUGGGUAAUUAAUCAGAAGCAGCAGCAGCUGGCAGAGCUCCUUGUCCCAGAUGGAUUCCUGGAGAUUCUUGCUGCUUCUAAUGUGCUGCAGGAUUGCGACUGCUGCCGCCGUCCAAGGUCACUUUUGGCAUAUCACAGACCUCCAUUUGGACCCAGAAUACAGCGUGGCAACAGACCCUCUCCAGGUGUGUCCAUCUGCUGGCUCCCAGCCAGUGUCCGAUGCAGGCACAUGGGGAAAUUACAUGUGUGAUUCUCCUUGGAUUCUCAUAAACUCCUCCAUUUAUGCCAUGAAGGAGAUCCUGCCUGAUCCAGACUUCAUCCUUUGGACUGGUGACGAUACCCCUCAUGUCCCCAAUGAGAAACUUGGAGAAGAAGUAGUGCUGGAAAUAAUUGCCAAUUUGACUGCUCUGAUAAAACAGGUGUUUCCAGGCACUAAAGUCUAUCCCGCGAUGGGCAAUCAUGACUUCCAUCCCAAGAACCAGUUCCCAGCUGAGACGCACAGGAUCUACAACGCCACAGCAGAACUGUGGCGCUCAUGGCUCAGCAGCGCCUCCAUCCCGACAUUCAAAGCAGGUGCUUUCUACAGCGAGAAGCUGCUUGGUCCCAAUACCAAAGGACGAAUGAUUGUCCUCAACACCAAUCUGUACUAUGAUAGCAAUAAUCAGACAGCUGGCUUGGAGGACCCUGGUGGGCAGUUCCAGUGGCUGGAAGAUGUGCUGACCAAUGCGUCAAAAGCAGAAGAAAUGGUCUACAUUGUGGGGCACAUCCCGCCUGGCUUCUUUGAGAAGAAGCAGAGCAAAUCCUGGUUCCGGAAGCACUUUAACAAACGCUAUACGGAGAUCGUGCAGCAGCACCAUGCAGUGAUAGCUGCCCAGUUCUUUGGGCACCAUCACACUGACAGCUUUCGGAUGUUUUACAGCAAUGGAGGUUCCCCAAUCGCCGCCAUGUUCUUAGCCCCAGGAGUGACUCCCUGGAAAACAACGCUACCCGGAGUGCACAACGGUGCCAACAACCCUGGGAUCCGAGUCUUUGACUAUGACCGAGGCACCCUGCAAGUGAAGGUGGGAGAUGCCCCCACACUGCAUGGUCUGUCCCCUUGGGGCGUGACUGCAACAGCCCAGGGAUUGCUCCUCCCAGUUUAUUCUGCAGGCCCUUACCCAGUCUGGUUUUAAAUAUCCCUAGCAAUGGGGCUUCCAGCACUUCCAUUUGGGGAAUAAAAUCACAGCUGACUAGAGCUCACAUGCAAGACUCUAGCUCCCAUACAGAAUAUGGUUUAGGUCUGAUCUACACUGUGAAUGGGACCCGUACUGUACCUGGAUCAGGGAAUAGCUGUGUUGUAGCGGGGGCCCCUGACUCAGUUAUCUGUGCUACCUGGAAAGGCGAAAAUGUGCUUGUGCCCUUCUUUGCUUCUUUACAGUGAAUAAGGAAGGCCCGACAGUAUCAUUUUUAUAAACUCUUCUGUAUGGUCCAUUAGAAAUGCAACGUUUAUUUGUCCUGGAAGAUUCUCUGGAAGCCUGGAGAACUAGUCAAGGAGAGAUCUCAGGAGCCCAGAGAGUGAAUGCUGGGAGACAGAGCAGCAGGGGUUUUAACCAGACUGUUUAAAGCUCUGCUUUUGCCUUGAUUUUGUUAACACCCGGUAACUUUGCUGAGCAAUGAACAGUUUGGCAAAAGGCAGACUUUAGUAAAGAGUCAGUCCCCCAUCUCCUCCAGGAAGGGCUCAUGCUUACAGUAACCCUGCACCCUCCCCCAUGCCCCCCUGCAAAGCGCCACAAGCCUCAUAUUUCUGUGGUAAAAACAAACACCCCAAGCGCCCUGCCAGCCCUUCUCCAUCCAGCAUAAAGAUGCAAACUGGGACACAAAUCCAGUUUGGUCAAACUCUUUUAAAGCUGGCCCUUGCAGGAUACUCAGGCUUGAGAUACCUUUUAACCUGGGCCCCAUUAACAGCCCUUGGCACAUGGCCUGUUACUUGAUGGGAUAAAGCCCCCAGCAUGAGGGCCGGACCCCCAAGCAGAGCCAACAUCAAGCCAGAACUGUCCUGCUGGCAUUGGCCAGAGCUUGCCAGACGCCUGCUCACCGCUCACCAGGCGGCUGGUGUCUCUUCCACGCUGGUUUGGCGUGGUCGGAAGUGCCCCACACCAGCAGCAGUGAUGGGGAAGCUGCUGAAGCCCAGCCCCAUCGCAGCCCUGGCCGAACUGGUCGCUCCCCGUGUUGUUUCUGUGCUCGGUUGCCCAACACUCCUCUUGGUCUCCUCUUUCUC